This is a messenger RNA of Girardinichthys multiradiatus, 1287 nucleotides long. RefSeq names its product leucine-rich repeat extensin-like protein 5. The record is from RefSeq and is a predicted model, not a curated record. The transcript has 4 exons. NCBI's taxonomy places the organism in Eukaryota, Metazoa, Chordata, Actinopteri, Cyprinodontiformes, Goodeidae. Bases 1 to 1287 code for a protein of 428 amino acids.
AUGUCACUGAGGGUCGUCACUGAGGGUCCGGUCGACGUCUCAGUUCCUGCUCAUGUCACUGAGGGUCCGGGCUAUGCCUCAGCUCCUGCUCACAUCACUGAGGGUCUGGGCGACGCCUCACCUCCUGCUCACGUCACUGAGGGUCCGGGUGACGCCUCUGCUCCUAGUCUGCAGGCCUUCCAGGGGAGGGUACCACCUGGCUCCAAGACUGGCUCCAAGCCUCCAGAGUUCAGUAAGGGGUUCGAGGACCAACCGUCUCCCAUCAAAGUUCGAGAGGGGUUCGAGGAUGGACCGCCUCUGUUUCCUAUGCCAGAGGGGUCCAUGGGCCAGAUUGACGUUUUGCCUAAGGCACCAGACUCCACGCCUGACUAUGGUGUGCCAGACUCCACGCCUGACUAUAGGGCGCCAGACUCCACGCCUGACUCUAAGCUCCGAGGUUCCUCUGAGGUUCCUCUACAUGGCCAACCUCCUGACAGAGGGUCCUCUACUCUGCUCGGCCGGCCUCCUGAUCAACCUGCAGGUUCCCGAUGUUGCCGACGGCCGCCCAGGUCUCUACCUCUCUGCCGGUCUCCAGGUCUUCGCCGCCGUCACCGGCUGAUCAGGCCUCUGAGUAGCGAGUCCUGGACUCCUCCUGAACUUUAUGCCCGCACGGGACGACCUCCUGGUCACACAUCUGAAAUCUGUGCCCGCACAGGACGACCUCCUGGUCGCCCGCCUGAACUCUGUGCCCGCACGGGCCAAGCACAACUGCCAAGCCGCCACAGCGCGGGUACAAGCUGCACUCCAUCUUCCCACCUAACCGACUGUGACUUUAGCCCAGCACCAGGACGGGGGCCGGAGCCACAAGAGAAAGGAUCGGAGGGCAGCCACCACGGCGCGGCAAAGACUGGGCACCCAACCAACCCCAAACCACAAACCGGGAGACGCCUCAGCAUGCCUGCCACACACACACCCGCAUGGCAUACCCCUGCCACACCGAGGAGGCUGGCCAGCUCCUCCACCAAAGCAAAGUCAUACCCCCAAUUGCCCUGCUCAGCCAAGACCCAUCUGCCAGAACCCGGUGGCCACCCCAGACAGUGGACAGGGCACCGAAACCAGAGACCGAAAUUCAAUAAAUCUGGACGAUCCCGAGAGAGCCAAAAUGCUAGCCCCAGCAACAAUCGAGACCCGACACCAAACCCCAGCCGAAACCCUGACCAGAAGGCCAGCUCCUCCUCCCGGCCUCCCACCCUGGAACCGCACAAACCCUUAAGAGCCGAUCCCCAGCCCUCCCAGUCCAGCUACUGA